Molecule: messenger RNA, 2738 nt
Organism: Mirounga angustirostris (Northern elephant seal)
Lineage: Eukaryota; Metazoa; Chordata; Mammalia; Carnivora; Phocidae
Gene: SAV1
Product: salvador family WW domain containing protein 1
Exons: 5
Coding region: 394-1548 (384 amino acids)
Biological process (GO): negative regulation of cell population proliferation; apoptotic process; hippo signaling
Cellular component (GO): cytosol
Molecular function (GO): molecular adaptor activity; protein binding
Source: RefSeq, a predicted model, not a curated record
GAGUUUCCCAGAAUUCCCAGCGGCCGCGGGGAAAGUUUACGGGACGUAGGCGGCGGCGGCGGUAGCGGUUACCAGGCGGCCCUCAACGGACCAUGGCCCUGGCCGGGCGUUUCUGGCCUCUGCUCACGGAGUUCUCGGGCAGCAUCGCGGAGCGAGCAGAUUUCCAGGAAGGAACUGACAAGUGACUGAGUUGUGGCCGGCGCGCUUAGCGCCCCGAACAUGCGGCAGUCCCUGCGGGCGACCCCGGGCUGCGGAGAGGCGGCGGCGGCGGCGGCGGCGGCUCGGGAGGGAAGGAGGCGGAGGCGCCGGCGGAGGUGGCGGCGGGGCCGGCCAUCGCCCUUCGCGGAGCCCUAAGGAGGCUGCUUGACGCGGCCUGGGGCCUCGUCGACAAGGAUGCUGUCCCGAAAGAAAACCAAGAACGAAGUGUCCAAGCCCGCCGAGGUGCAGGGGAAGUACGUGAAGAAAGAGACGUCGCCUCUGCUGCGGAAUCUCAUGCCUUCAUUUAUUCGGCAUGGUCCCACAAUUCCAAGACGAACUGAUAUCUGUCUGCCAGACUCAAGUCCUAAUGCCUUUUCAGCAUCUGGAGAUGGAAUAGUUUCCAGAAACCAGAGUUUCCUAAGAACUCCAAUUCAAAGAACACCUCAUGAAAUAAUGAGAAGAGAAAGCAACAGAUUAUCUGCACCUUCUUAUCUCGCCCGGAGUCUAGCAGAUGUCCCUAGAGAGUAUGGCUCUUCUCAGUCAUUUUUAACAGAAGUUAAUUUUGCUGUUGAAAAUGGAGACUCUGGUUCCCGAUAUUAUUAUUCAGAUAAUUAUUUUGAUGGUCAGAGAAGGCGCCCACUUGGAGAUCGUGCACAUGAAGACUAUAGAUACUAUGAAUACAACCACGAUCUCUUCCAAAGAAUGCCACAGAAUCAGGGGAGACAUGCUUCAGGUAUUGGGAGAGUUGCUGCUACAUCUUUAGGAAAUUUAACUAACCAUGGUUCUGAAGAUUUACCUCUUCCUCCUGGCUGGUCUGUGGACUGGACAAUGAGAGGGAGAAAAUACUAUAUAGAUCACAACACAAAUACAACUCAUUGGAGCCAUCCUCUUGAGCGAGAAGGACUUCCUCCAGGAUGGGAGCGAGUUGAGUCAUCAGAAUUUGGAACCUAUUAUGUAGAUCACACAAAUAAGAAGGCUCAAUAUAGGCAUCCCUGUGCUCCUAGCGUACCUCGGUAUGACCAACCCCCUCCUGUCACAUAUCAGCCACAGCAAACCGAAAGAAAUCAGUCCCUUCUGGUACCUGCAAAUCCAUAUCAUACUGCAGAAAUUCCUGACUGGCUUCAGGUGUAUGCUCGAGCCCCUGUGAAAUAUGACCACAUUCUGAAGUGGGAACUCUUCCAGCUGGCUGACCUGGAUACAUACCAGGGAAUGCUAAAGUUGCUUUUCAUGAAAGAACUGGAACAGAUUGUUAAAAUGUAUGAAGCCUACAGACAGGCUCUUCUCACAGAGUUGGAAAACCGCAAGCAGAGACAGCAGUGGUAUGCUCAGCAACAUGGCAAGAAUUUUUAAGUUAAUUUUUUAAAAAUAAAAUUUAAGUUUUGUAAGGGCUUUAAAGUAUUUUCACAGAUUAGAAAAACUGCAAACAAGUACUUUGGUUAAUAAAGGCAGCUUUUUGGAAAUUAAAAAUUCUAAUUUUACAUGUAUUUUGUUAUUAAAAAUAUUUUGAGAAAAAAAUGAUUAUUAUUUUAAGAGCCGACACAGCAAACACUUCUAAAUGCUAUAUAUUAGAAACUGCUUUGAAUAUUCUCAGUGAAGACAAAUGCAGCAAGAAAUGUCUCAUUAUAACCAGAUAUUAAAUAGGAAUGAUCACUUGGUAAACUUGGACAGUAGCAAUAUCUUUCUUUAAAAAACAGAACCUAUGCAGUAUUUAAAAAAAAAGAUGUGUACUGCUUUAAUAUGGAAUAUUAUCUGGAAUCAGUUAGUUUAAAUAUUACCAUUGUGCAGUUCAAAACACAGAAUGGGAUUUGGGACCUUAAUUGUGAUAAAUGUAUAUAUAUAUAAUAUAUAGGGUUCCCUCCCAAAACGUAAAGAACCCUUUUGAAACAUGUUGAGAACAUAUUUUUUGGUAUGAAAGGGUAAAGGGCCUGUAAUUUUUUAGGAAUAAAUGUAGGCAUAAGGUCUUAGCCUGUAUGGGAGAGGUGUAUACAGCACUCAAAAGUUGCUAUCACUUCCUUACUUUUGACCAGGGCUCUUAAAGCAUUUAGUACCAUGGCUCUGAGACAGUGGUGGGUCCCCGACAGUAUGUAGCACACUGCCAUCCCCACAGACUGGGUUGAGCUGCCAAAAAUGACAAUCAGGGAUUCAUUAAGAAAUCUUGGUCAUUAAAUUGAUUUUACACAUUUUUAUCUUCUAAGGAUUUGUCAUAGAACUUUAAAACCUACCAUUUCCCUCCCAGAUUUUUUCCUUUUAAUAGUUAAGACAUUGUUCAUAAUUAGUACAGUACAUUUGAUUACAGAAAAAUUUAUGGCAUUUUUAGCCUAUAGAUCUCUAGAAUUCUGUGAAUUUCAAUAUUAAUUGAAGUAGCUCUUCAGUUACAUUUACAUGUGUUGUAAAUAUGUAAAUAUAUUUUUAGUUUAGGUAAUCUUCCAAAAUACAAAGCACUCCAAGUUAGUUAUCCGUGAGUUUGAAUUGAUAAAAUGUUGAAAAUGUUAAAUGUUUGAUUUUAUAUAACAAGCUUAUUAAAUAUAUUUUUGUGGAAA